AGGACCUGCUCGGUAUCAAUAAACCGCCCCUCUCCUCAGUGUGGGGUGUAGUACGAUCAGCUGAAAUCAGUUGUUAUUUCGGUAACUAUGGUUACCCCGAAAACCACCCCCAUACGAAGGAAAUGAUUUUUUUUUCUAUUCGGGAACCACAAGGAACAAGGAACUAGGAAUUUACGCAUUUUCAGUCACGAACCGAAACCUAGCACAUCGUUGUCGACGAGUGUUUACAACCAGUACAUAGUUUCCUUCAGCAGGUCUUGCAGGGAAAGUGAGUGUUGGAGGAUUUUUUCCUUGCAAGAUUGGUUUCGACUAUGGAAAUGGAGUGGAAAAUUUGACCAAAUCUAAAAAGGGGUUCUAAAAUGCGUUAAUUCAGUGCAAUUUCGAUGCAAUAGUGGUGAUCUGAGUGAGAGCAAUAAGCAGUAUAUGGAAGUACGAUGGAAAUGUGUAACUUAAUUGUGAAAAAAUGUCCAACAAAUUACCGCACCAAAUUCUCCUGCCAAUGGAUAUGGAACAAUUCUGCGACCCGGAUACGCACCAAUUGGUUUCUGCUGGUGUUUGGAGUAGCUUCCUUGUCGAUUCUGGCUCAAACCGAUGCUGGGUUUGCUUGUCUCAGCAAUCCUUGCGUGUACGGGGUGUGCAUUGACGAUUUAAAUAGUACCUACUCGUGUUACUGCAUCGACGGCUACACUGGAGUACACUGCCAAACGAACUGGGAUGAGUGUUGGUCAAAUCCUUGCCGCAACGGGGGUACCUGUGUCGACGGGAUCGCGUCAUACAACUGCACCUGCAGAGAUGGAUUUAUUGGUUUAUCAUGUGAAGAAAACUUCAACGAGUGCCUGUCGAACCCAUGCCAAAACGGAGGAAGCUGCCACGAUCAGGAUAACUCGUUUGUGUGCAGCUGUGCUCCUGGAUAUGUGGGAGUGUUCUGUGAGGAAGAUGUUGCAGUUUGCGACAGUGGCGAUCGAUGUCAUAAUGGAGGGGAGUGCUUCGAGGGUCCGGGCCUGGAGUUCUUCUGUCAGUGCAUGGAGGGAUAUGAAGGCAAAUUCUGCGAUCGUGAAACCAACGAAUGCGAGUCUUCACCAUGCCAGAAUGGAGCUAUCUGUAUUGAUAAGUUUGCGAGCUACGACUGCGCUUGCACGCUAGGUUUCACGGGAACCAAUUGCGAGGAGGAGAUCAUGCUUUGCGAAAACUCACCAUGUGCCAACCAAGCGCUGUGCCUGAUGGAGGAAAACGAGCCCAUUUGUUACUGUGUGCCAGAUUUCCACGGUGAACGUUGCGAGUAUCAGUAUGACGAGUGCCAAUUGGAGCCAAACCCUCGAUGUGUCAACGGCGGAACUUGUGUGGAUGGUGUUGACGAAUAUUUCUGUUCCUGUCCGCCGAUCUUCACCGGUACCAAUUGUGAGUGUUUGAUAAUGGAGGACGCUAGUAUGGAUUGUAAUUACACGGCUCCUGAACCGACGACACUGGACUACAUAUCUACCAGUAGUUGGUUUAGGACUAGCGCUAGUUCUGAGUAUUUUGAAGAGGAAUUUGUGAGUAGAACCGAGAUGCCGGCUGUCUAUUCAACCUUUUCUGCAUCGACACAACAGUAUGGAUUAUCGAAUAAUACGUACACGUUCACUGGAACUAAGCCUUAUUCAACCGAGUCGGUUACCAUCGAGACAAGUAUAGGAGCUGAAGCGAGUACGGCCAGUAUAGAACCCACAGUGUAUCAGUAUCCUUCGCCGACUUCUGGAGCUGAAGAAGAAUCUACUUCCAAAAAAUACCCUGAAACAACGGUUAAAACAGGAGACGAACCCUCCAAAACAGCAUACACUCGAGCGGAACCGGACGCGACUGAAGAAAUGGACGCAGAGACAACUUCCCGUACGACUGGUUCUACUUUAUUGAUUUCAGAGGAUCAAGUAACAUCACGAACUAUCGAUGGUAGUGGUUUAUCAACAGUUGAUAUGAAAGAAUCGUCGAUACCGUCCGACGAAGCAACGAUAAAGACGGAAGAGACGUCUUCCGACAUAGAUAAAGGGUAUACCAAAAUUUCGACAGCAUCGAGCAGCGAACUUAGGCCCACCGAAUCCGGUUUACCCAACAUUACGGAUGCGCCAACAUUCGAACCAGGGAAGACUCCUGUGACGAAACCAGGCAUUAUCGAUACUACUAUAGCAGAGAGAACAGAUCAAACUCCUGUCAUAGACGCAACACUAUCACCAUUUUUCACCGAAUCUCCCGAAAAUACCUCGGUAUCGGCACAAACGGAAGGUCCAACUAAGUUUGGAUCUUCUCCUGCGUCUCCUCCAUUCGAAAUAACAUUUUCGUCUCCAACAGUAACACCAUUGGCAACAACCGUAUCAGCGCAAACUGCGAAACCCACGGAUGCGAUCAUAACCGAAUGCGAUGACACGGUUUGCUCGAACGGUGGAACCUGCUCGAUGACGCCAAGUGGGAUCAGAUGUCAUUGCGAUUUUCGCUACAUCGGAACGUUUUGUGAUGUUCCGGUAAGCAUUCAGAAUGCUGCCUUCUCCAGAGAUUCCUUCCUGCGACAUAUCAUCUACCGGAAGAAUGAAAGUGAAUCGUCGAAUAUGACACUCAGUCAGGUUCUAACGAUAAACACACGCUUCAAAGCGAAAAUGACUUCACGAGAGGGCUUGAUUAUGCUAAUGGCAGCUGAAGGCACCGACGGGAGCCACUAUGUUGCCCUGUUCCUCCACAAAGGGCUACUUCAGUUUCAGUUCUCCUGUGGUCUCCAAACCAUGCUUCUGAGUGAAAUUGAAGGACCAGUGAACAAUGGUUAUGAGAUGAAUAUAAAAGUGGAAUUGCACUUCAACGAUCGUUACACCCACUGCAACGCUUCACUGCAUGUGAACGAAACUCUUGCAAUGAGUGGAGAGCAGCCGACUUGGUUGAUGAAUCAAAACAGCGAAUAUACCAGAACCAUUCCGAUCAAGCACAGCUGGCUGCACCUGGGUGGACGGCCUAUCAAGACUAUGUACACGUUAAGUCAUAACAUUUCCCGCUACCAGGGAUUCACUGGAUGCAUCUACGAACUGGAAGUGAAUCAAAAACCAAUGGCGAUCUUUGACCACGCAGAGGAUGCAUAUCGGAUAUAUGAAUGUACUUCGUUGGCCUGUUUGUCCAGCCCGUGCAAGAAUGGAGCAAUCUGCGUUGAGGAUGAAGGUUUCAUCCUCGAGAAGAGCUACAAGCCGGACAUCCAAGCUAACUGGAGUUGCAAGUGCGCUUUCGGUUAUAUGGGAAAGACCUGUGAACGAUCCAUAUGUGAUAACAAUCCGUGCAAAUUCGGCGGUACCUGUGUCACGUUCCCGGAGAGCGGUUAUCUUUGUCUUUGUCCAUAUGGAAAGCAUGGCCAUUUUUGUGAACAUGACCUGGACAUACUGCAACCAUCCUUCUUUGGUAGCAUAAAAGGAUUGUCAUCCUUUGUAGCAUAUCCAGUUUCAUUUCCGCUGGAGGAUCAGUUUGAGUUCAGCUUCAAAAUCAUCCCAACAACGUCGUCCCAAAUAUCCUUGCUUGCUUUUCUUGGCCAACAAGACCACACGGAGCGAAGCGAUCAUUUCUCAGUUAGUUUCAUCCAAGGGUUCAUUCUAGUCACGUGGAACCUGGGCAGUGGCCCACGUCGAAUCUUCACCCAACAGCCGAUCCACGUGCAACCUGCAAGACCCACCACUAUUAACGUAGGUCGCAACGGUCGUUUAGCUUGGCUGUCUAUCGAUGGAAAGGUUAACAUCUCUGGGAACUCUCCUGGAAGCAGUAGUAAACUGAACGUUUCACCCUAUCUGUACAUUGGUGGUCACGAAAAGGGCAAUUUUUCGGACCUUCCCCAUGAUCUACCAUUGCAUUCGGGCUUCCAGGGCUGUCUGUUUGACAUCCACAUCAUCGCAGGACCUGUCCACAUACCACUUCAGCACAUUGGAGGAAUGCGGGGACGAAGCGUAGGUCAGUGUGGAACCAAGGAAUGCCACCGGCAUGCCUGUCAGAACAAUGGGGCUUGCCUCCAGCAUGGCUCCACAUUCACCUGUAUCUGCCAGGAAGAUUGGAAUGGACUUUUGUGCUCACAGAAAAACAAUCCUUGUGAUGAGAGCAACAAGUGCACCAUUGAUGCCGGUUGUUUCCCUCAGAUAUCUGGAUAUGAGUGUGACUGCCCGUUUGGUAAAAUAGGAAAGCGCUGUGAGUCGAACUUGAAAUAUCUGAGUGAUGUAUCGUUUUCCGGCCGGAGAUCCUACCUAGCUUUGAAGUGGCCUAUAAGUGCUGACUAUUCCUAUCUCGAAAACGAGGUGCGUUACGAAAAAAUUAUUCAGCCAGCCAGUCUCAUGUCCCAGAACCACUCGAUUCUAUUGAAAUCGAUCAACGAGUUGGACAAAAUAAACGAUGUACUCAAGAUCAGCAACAAUGAAAGUGCGGCAGACUAUUUGUUCUCCCAUACGUUAGCGCCCCGCUCGGGAAACUAUCGUCAGCUAAAGAUUCGGUAUCUUUCCAUCGAACUUCAGGUGCGACCGCUUUCGGAGAAAGGUCUUCUGAUGUUUGUGCAAACUUGCGACACCAACGAAAGAAGACAAGGCUUCAUAAGUUUAAGUCUGCAGGGAGGAGUCAUUGAAUACCGUGUAUCGUCAACACAGAUGCAGACAUCGGUGGUGCGUAGCAAUCAUGUGCUAGCGAUAGGGGAGUGGCAUCACAUUAAAAUUAUCAAGUAUGGAAAGCGGUUAACUCUGUGGGUAGAAGGGAGAAGUACAUCGAUUAUGGGUUCCGCUCGGGACGAAUUCAUUAGCCCCACCAGUAGGGUAUUCUUCGGCGGACUUCCAGAUUUAUCACAACUUCCUUUCGAUGCGAUAUCGGGAUUUCCGCUGCCUUUCAGAGGCUGCGUCAGAAACGUGAAUCUCAACGGAACUCGGAUCACCCUCAACGACACGAGCAUCCUGGAAUCGAGAAACAUCAACGACUGUGAUGGAACGCCAUGUGGAGGAGAUCUCUGUGCGAAAGGUGGCCUCUGUUGGUUGGACGAAUACUCGCAACCGCACUGCAAAUGUCCGGAAUACUCGAAGGGGUUGAAUUGUGAAAUCCAAGAAUCGUGUGAAGUCAUUAAGUGUCAAAAUAAUGGCCAGUGUCUGAAAAGUGGACGCUGCAGUUGCGGUAUCGGCUGGACGGGUUAUUACUGCGAGUUUCCUACGACCAAGUUCUCGGCGCUAGGUUUUAACGACAGAAGCUACAUUUUGAUUCCAUCGCAAAAGAUAAAAAUGAAAGAUAAGCGAAAUGGUGAAUCCGGUGGUACCAACCCGCGGAUGGAACUACAGAUAUCGUUCAAUAUUUCCACGCUGGAUGAUGGGGUUGUUUUUUGGACCACGGAUAAAAACUCUAGAUAUUUUGGAGUAGGUGUUCGAGAUGGAUUCAUAACGAUUGCCAGUAAUAUGGUCGCUGAUGGUGGAAACUCUACGACGAUCGGUAAUCCAUGGAAAACGUACGUUGCUGAUGGAGACUGGCACAAUGUUCGUAUCGAGACAGAAAAUGAACUCGUGCAUGUCCUUGUCGAUGGAACACCUUUGUUCUCCGAAUUGAAACUUAUUUCAGAUACUUCAAAUUUUGAGUUCCAAGAACGAUAUUAUUCAGAUGAAAGCACAUAUCUAGGUGGCUUUCCAGAUGAAGACAUCGGGAACCGAACCAACGGAAAAUUUAGCAACUCUUUCGUCGGCUGUAUCCAAAGCGUUUAUUUGGGGAAUAAUCCCGAAGAGUUGGAUUACCUGGCGUAUGAAGGUGCGAAUAUCAAUGAAUGUGAGGUAUGAAGGCGGAUAGGAAAUGUUGAUGGUUUCUACAUACUGCCUUCAGUAGGAUUACCUAAUGCCUAAUAGUUGAUCGUGUAGUUAAAAUUCUGUAACUAGUUGAUGUGUGUAGAAAAACGAAAAACAAAAUCAUUGCGUGAAUAAAAUAGAAUUAAAGUCAAUUUUAAAAACAAAAGUUCACUAUGUAAGUCAUUUCGGAGUAUUAUUAAUCUGGCUUGUAAACUAUACAGUCUUUUAUGUACUAUAGUCACGGUAAAUAUUAUAUGUAAACAAGGUGGAUAGAAGUAGCAUUUUAUUUAAUUUAAUUGAAAUAAAAACAUUUGAAAC
Toxorhynchites rutilus septentrionalis is the source of this 6107-nucleotide messenger RNA. It is a transcript of the gene eys, whose product is annotated as protein eyes shut. The transcript has 7 exons. The record is from RefSeq and is a predicted model, not a curated record. Gene Ontology annotation, molecular function: calcium ion binding. The coding region runs from base 435 to 5783 and encodes 1782 amino acids. Gene Ontology annotation, cellular component: protein-containing complex; plasma membrane. Gene Ontology annotation, biological process: establishment or maintenance of epithelial cell apical/basal polarity; heterophilic cell-cell adhesion. Lineage: Eukaryota; Metazoa; Arthropoda; Insecta; Diptera; Culicidae.